CACUACUCUCAACCCCCUUACCGCUCCACCUAUAAAGCCCUUCAAGCCAUAAAACCCUCUCAAAAAACUUUCUCCCAAAAUCUCGCGCCCAAACAAAAACAAGAAACAAAAAAGAGAACAAAAUCAAUCCCAAGAAACAAAAACAAUGAAUUCUCCCUCCAAUCUCCUCGACGAUGCCCUAGGCCCAAUCCCCGGCCCAGUAAUCCUCGUCGAGGACCGGGUCGAGACGAGCGGCGCCUUUGUCCUCCACCACCUCCUGAAGCGCUCUCUCGCCGCCGACGCAGGCGGCGCCGUCGUAUUCCUCGCCCUCGCGCAGACCUUCUCUCAUUACGACCGAAUCAUGAGGAAAAUGGGUUACAAUUUGUCGGCGCAGCGGGAGAAUAAGAAGGUGCUGUUUCUUGAUAUGAUGAAGUUAGAGUACCCUUCUGAGCAUAAAGAUGGCCUUAUUGGGUUGUAUGCGAAGAUUCAAAGCGCUAUAGAAUCAAGAUCUUCAAAGGAGAACAUUACGAUCAUGAUAGAUGACAUCUCUCUCUUGGAGAUUGCAGCUCGUGGUUCUGCAGAUGAUGUGUUAGAUUUUAUGCACUAUUGUGUUGCUUUGACUUCUGAAUUGGGAUGCUCUCUUGUAAUUCUGAAUCAUGAAGAUAUAUAUCCUAGUGGAGAGGAACCACCACCGACGUUACAUUCAAAUUUGGAAUACCUUGCAGAUGUUGUGGUAAAGACAGAGCCAUUGUUGACUGGUUUAGCUGUUGAUGUUCAUGGACAGCUGACAAUCAUAAGAAAGGUGGUUUUGAAUGAGAAGGGUUAUUCUGCAAGCAAGAUCAGUAAUUUUCACUUCAAAGUGAAGGAAAAUGGUGUGGAAUACUUCCAUCCAGGGAGCCAACGUUGAGAGAACUACUAUUAAUGACGGGUCAAUAACAAUGUAUCUUUAUCUCGUUUGUUAUGUGCAAUGACUUCGUCGUCAGGCUAACAUUCUUCUUCUUCUUCUUCUUCUUUUAGAAGUUUUUAAGUUAGCACCAUAUGUAUGUAUGAGUCUUGAUCAAUUGCUUGCUACAACUAUUUUGGAUGCUUAAUGCUAAUGCACUUUGUUCCUUCUA
Messenger RNA from Asparagus officinalis (garden asparagus), 1094 nucleotides. RefSeq names its product elongator complex protein 6. Gene Ontology annotation, cellular component: elongator holoenzyme complex. Gene Ontology annotation, biological process: tRNA wobble uridine modification. The transcript has 5 exons. The record is from RefSeq and is a predicted model, not a curated record. Bases 146 to 886 code for a protein of 246 amino acids. Lineage: Eukaryota; Viridiplantae; Streptophyta; Magnoliopsida; Asparagales; Asparagaceae.